UUUCGUUCGCUGGAGUGAAUCGUUCAUCAACACUAUAAACUACAAACAAAGCAGCAAACACAUCACUUCAACAUCAACAAAUAUAUUUACGUACAUUCCAAAUAAAAAUCCGUGCUAAUGCACCAACAACGAAACUCAGAAUCGAAUCAAUAGAAAGCAGGCAAGAGCCAGCAACCAGGGCACAGCGAUCUAGCAGAAUUUUCCGGCGGACAAGAAAGUGGCACGAGCAGUUGGCGCUUUUCACACGCACAAGCCAGGUCGGAGGAGACGCAAUUGAACAUUUAACAGGGCCCAAUUCCAAUCACAAACAUGCUGUCACGCGUGCAGGACUUCUUGUCACGCCACCGUCGGAAGUUUAUCGUGACCGGAGUGCUUGUGGGUGGCGCCUACUAUGCGGCCCGGUACGCCCAACGCAAGCUGGUGGAGAUGCACGAGAAGCAGGCUCGUGAGAUGUUCGAGCGGACGCGGCGCACGCAUCACUUCGAGUCGACGGAAAAGACUUGCAACCAAGUGAUCCUGGGCAUGGGCGAGGAGAUGUGUGACGCUGUUCUGAGAGAGUGCAGCACAGACGAACUGCUCGAGCAGCUGCGUCAGAAUCCGAAAAACAAAGUGGAACUGUGGGAAGAGAUGAAGGUCGUGGCGUUCACCCGCCUGGCCACGUUUGUUUACGCCUCAUCCAUGCUGGUGAUUGCCCUCAGAGUACAACUGAAUCUCUUAGGAGGCUACAUUUACCGUGAUAUCACGACGGAGCAGACACGAAUCACCGAUGAGCUUAAGCAGCAGUAUCUCUCGCUCAUCCGACACUUCAUCACAGAGGACGGUAUCAGAGAUCUAACACGGUAUAUUCGGACUCAGGUAAUCGCAGUGGUGAAGUCGUCGAUGCCUCUCUCACGUCAGCUCUCCCUCAACGACCUGGAGCAGCUGUUUUGGUCUCUGCAAAUGGCCAUCAAUGCGGACACUCGUCGAGAUCCCAACUCCAAGAUGACGAAGUACCUGCUGCCCUCCCAGAGUUCCAGCUUCUCGCCGUUGCUCCAGCAGAUGUACAACGAGACGCUGGAUCUCCUGGAGAGCGAGGAUGCCAUCGGCGUGUGUUCGCAUAAUGUGACUCGAGGCUUUGUUUUGGCCUGCGAUGUCAUUGCCGAGGCCCUUGGCGAAACUCUGCAGCAUCUGCCCCCCGCAGAAGUGCAGAAGCAACCGGAGGCCCAGCAGCCCCUGAAGUUCAACCAGAGCGCCAGCAGCAGCCGCCUUUCCAGCAGCCAGACGGUCGAUAAUAACAACUUGCUCAACAUCAACACGGUUCUGAUGGCCAUGGCCAAGCUGAUACCAAUCAUCAGUGGGAUCACGUCAAGGGGGUAUGACAGUGCGGCCCGGACUACCAACUUGCCCACGCAGCUGCUCUCCUUUUACUUGGUGACUGAGAAGUCCAAGACGUUGGGUGCCAAUGUGUACGAGACCUUCAGUUCUGCCUAAGCUACGACGACUCCUCAUAUUAACAUACACACAUGCACACACACAUAUGCAUGUACAUAUGUAUGGAUCUUUUGUGAGCCUGGCUAUGACAUAUUUGGAACUCUACAUACAUGCAUACAUAAAUAUG
Drosophila obscura is the source of this 1597-nucleotide messenger RNA. RefSeq names its product peroxisomal biogenesis factor 3 (gene Pex3). NCBI's taxonomy places the organism in Eukaryota, Metazoa, Arthropoda, Insecta, Diptera, Drosophilidae. Bases 310 to 1470 code for a protein of 386 amino acids. Gene Ontology annotation, molecular function: protein-macromolecule adaptor activity. Gene Ontology annotation, biological process: protein import into peroxisome membrane. The transcript is spliced from 2 exons. The record is from RefSeq and is a predicted model, not a curated record. Gene Ontology annotation, cellular component: peroxisomal membrane.